AUGUUUAAAAGGUCACCUGGCAGCACGAGUGGCGAUGAUGUUUCACGGAAAGGACGUGCGAAGCCACGCCCAGCGGGUUAUAAGGACAAAAAUCCACACAACCUCGUUGAUGCACAACGGCGUGCCGAAUAUCUUCAGAAGUACUGGUGGAUCCCAGCUUCAGGUACAGCUGGGUUGCCAAAGGACCCCAUGUCCAAACAGGCCCGUGUUGACAAACUAUUCGCCGCAAUGACGGACUUCAGCGAUGUCUGGGACUCGGACAACAUUUUCACUGAAGGCCGAAGUAUUGACAAUGAUGACAUUGAGUACGCGUGUAUGCGAAUAGGAGAUGCAAUUGAUGAUCUGCACCGCAAUGGCCUCUGCGUGCCACACAUCGCUGAUCCAACGAUGAAGGAAGUCCUUAGAAAGCAAAAACGUUGGCGUGUUGAUACAUUCGAGAGAGACAUGACUGCCACUGAGCGUGAGGACGCCAUUGCGGAUCAUCUUAGGCAUUAUAAAAAAGCCUGUUUAGACGCCAUAGAUCGCACUAAAGAAUUAUCUCUGCUGUUUGUCGCUGCACCCAUCACCGCAGGUAAGAGGCGAGAUGCUAAUGCCAAGUCCAACUACACUCGGAAAAAGAGAUCCAGUACAUUUCAAAAGUCAAGGUUUGUGACGGGCGUUACAGAGAUUGAUCGAAAUAUAGGGAGCGGGAAUCUCUCUUGUAGCUUUAGUCAGAUCACGCCGGCCGUACCGUUAACAGAUCGUGUUGCGUACGGAACAGAGUACUUAAAUCUCGAAGACAAGGACGUCCAGAUCUCUGAUGCAACAAGUAAUGCAGGCUGCGUUUCUGAAGAUCCUGCGCUGAGCAUGAAUUUCGCGAACAGCAUGAUGCUCUCGAGAGACAUGUUGAAUGAGACUCAAACCGUCUUGACAGAAAACAGCACACCUUUCUUCCGUGAUGAAAACAUCAAUGCGGACGUAGAUUGGAUCGGUAUUGACUCAAUUCCGGAAAUGCAAUACGACUGGCUUAGCGAGCCUGAUGGGUAUCUUAUUGGACGGUAG
Verruconis gallopava is the source of this 1041-nucleotide messenger RNA. RefSeq lists its product as uncharacterized. The record is from RefSeq and is a predicted model, not a curated record. The coding region runs from base 1 to 1041 and encodes 346 amino acids. NCBI's taxonomy places the organism in Eukaryota, Fungi, Ascomycota, Dothideomycetes, Venturiales, Sympoventuriaceae. The transcript has a single exon.